Anoplophora glabripennis (Asian longhorned beetle) is the source of this 1307-nucleotide messenger RNA. Its product is annotated as transformer-2 protein homolog beta. The coding region runs from base 126 to 938 and encodes 270 amino acids. The record is from RefSeq and is a predicted model, not a curated record. Gene Ontology annotation, biological process: positive regulation of mRNA splicing, via spliceosome. Lineage: Eukaryota; Metazoa; Arthropoda; Insecta; Coleoptera; Cerambycidae. The transcript is spliced from 8 exons. Gene Ontology annotation, molecular function: RNA binding. Gene Ontology annotation, cellular component: spliceosomal complex.
UGUGGCGUCUUAUUUCACGUUUUUGAUAUCGCAGCCAUUUCGUGUUGUAUUACGGCGACGUUACUUUUUAGUCCUAAAGUUUAAGUUUUUCUGAUUUUUGUCUCCAAUAUUUAUAAUAAACUACAAUGAGUGAUCGUGAGGGAAGUCGAUCUCCUGGCCAUAAAACAAAGAAUGACCACUCACCACACGCGAGGCGGGAAGAUUCACCAAGAAACCACAAGGGUAAAAGUUAUUCAAGGAGUCCAAGCAGAAGCAGAAAAAUUUCUUAUAGAGAUGGUGAUCGUGACAGAGAAAGGCGCAGAGACAGGGAAGAUCGGGAAGAUAGAGAUAGAGUAUACAGGUCGCGGAGUCGAUCACGCUCAGACAGACGUUACAAGUCCUCGAGAUAUUCGCGAAGUCAUUCGCGAUCUCCGGGAUACGGCCGACGGUCACACUCACAUAGCCCUAUGUCUAGUCGCAGGCGUCACAUGGGAACACGCGACAAUCCUAAGCCCUCUAGAUGUCUUGGAGUUUUUGGACUAAGCGUUUAUACUACUGAAGAUGAACUGUAUCACAUUAUGUCAAAAUACGGACCAGUUGAGAGAGUACAAGUUGUAAUCGAUGCUAAGACUGGCCGCUCCAGAGGAUUUUCAUUUGUAUAUUUUGAAAGUACCGAAGAUGCUAAAGUAGCUAAAGAACAGUGUUCAGGAAUGAAGAUAAAUGGUAAAAAUAUUAGAGUUGAUUAUUCAAUAACGGAAAGGGCACACACACCAACACCAGGCAUAUAUAUGGGAAAACCUACAUACAAAUACAGUGACCGCUAUGAUAGGCGAAGGGACAGAGAUGAUUAUUAUGGCAGAGGUUCCAGAUACAGCCACCGUCGAUCUCCUUCGCCAUAUUAUAGAAGGCGCCGCUAUGAUAGAUCAAGAUCUCGCAGUUACUCGCCCCGUCGUUAUUAAACUCCGUGGAGGUACUACGUAUUUAAAAAGGACGCAUUGUUUAGAUGUAAUAAUUUUGUAGAGGGUUUAUUCCAUUUUAUGUACAAAUUACAUACUGGAGAUACAUAUUGAAUACUGAAAUAAUUAUUUCUCCUCACAUUGGCAUAAACUCUCUCUAAUUUUAUAUUGUUUGAUUCGCGUUAAUUUUUUUUCCUGUUUAUCAAAAAGUAUGGCAAGAUCGUGCCAUUUAUUGUAAAUUUAACUAAACCAAAAAAAAAAAAUCGAGAAAUUUGAAGUUCAUUAUUAAUGGAAUGUGUUAGGUUUUAUUUUUUUUAAUUUAUGAAUGUGACAUUUAGAUAGUACCUAAUAAAUACAUAAUUCCUAGACUAA